Messenger RNA from Branchiostoma belcheri (Belcher's lancelet), 1803 nucleotides. RefSeq lists its product as uncharacterized. Lineage: Eukaryota; Metazoa; Chordata; Leptocardii; Amphioxiformes; Branchiostomatidae. Gene Ontology annotation, cellular component: plasma membrane. The transcript is spliced from 15 exons. Gene Ontology annotation, molecular function: metal ion binding; ubiquitin-protein transferase activity. Gene Ontology annotation, biological process: protein ubiquitination. Bases 477 to 1793 code for a protein of 438 amino acids. The record is from RefSeq and is a predicted model, not a curated record.
UCGAGACGCAGGUUGUUGUGGACUUGUGCAAACGUUAUCUAAUAUUCCGAUCGACUCUGCGGGAGAACUUAAUCGUUUAUAAAUGGAUUAUGGGUUAUUGGGGUCAUGUCUGGCAAAUAUUUGUACAAACACAAUAUGCCUAUUAGUUUCGUUGGCCUUGAUACCAUGACUUGUCACAGGGAACAUUUAACAUAAUUGCCAGCGGCAGGUACGCUUGAUUACUUAUUUGACGUAGACGAGAUUUCUGUCAAAGAGUGCAGGUAUAUUCUGGCACCAGUUUUGUACUGAACAGGCCGGGCGGCUAUCCGAACUAUAUAUAUAUUCCUAACUUUCAACGACCAUAAUGUCACCUACUAUACAUGUACAUGUGUAUGUCCUAGAGAUACAGUAAUUUUCUCGUUAUUACUUUGGACGUCGUCUCGUCAUUUCCCAGCCCAUUCCUGUGGUGACUUCGGCCCCAAGUUUGACCACUGACCAUGCCGCUGGACACGGUCCUGUGCCUGGACACCUCAGGCUCCAUGAACGGCCGCGGGAUGGCCGAGCUCAAGAAGGGAGUCCGACAGUUCCUACUCGGCGUCCAAGAAACCGCGAACAAGAUGGACCUCCGUGAGAACGUGGCCGUGGUAGAGUUCGGGGGAGGAGCCAGCAUCAUACAACCGCUGUCCGGGAACUACGCAACCGUUUUGCAGUCUGUCGAUAAACUAGAAGCGGGAGGGUCGACGCCCAUGUUUGAAGGUCUCAUGGAAGCGUUGAAGGAAAUUCUGCAGCACGGUGGCGUGCUGACACUGCCAGGUGGCAGGAAGAUGACCCCUCGUGUCAUCUUAAUGACGGACGGCUAUCCCGACAACAAGGAGAACGUCCUGAAGGCGGCGCUGUCGUUCGGUCCGGCGGGCUGGCAGGCGGUGGGUCUGCCGCAUCCCAUCCCCAUAGCCUGCGUGGGCUGCGGCGAUGACGUGGACAAGGAUCUCCUCCAAGCCAUCGCCAAACUCACCAACGGCAUGUACAUCCUGGGUGACGUCAGUCAGCUGUCGGAGUUCUUCCGAAGACAGGUGCUUCUCAUCCGGUUUGCAGCGCAGUUUGGCCAUGACUUGCAGAGGCUGAGAGACAUCAUGGUCCUGCGGCAGUUCAUGGCCAAGAUGGGGGAGAGCGUGGACGACGAUGAGCUGACUGGUCUGAAGACUUUGCUGCUCGCCAUGCUGUUGAUGUCAGCAGAUGACGACUCUGAUGACGAGGAUGAUAGCGAGCAGCCAAACAUGCCGCCAUUCGGGUCGCGUGUUCGCCGCGGGAGGGACUGGAAGUGGGGCAUGCAGGACCGCAUGAGUGUCGGGACUGUCGUCAGACACAGGAGUGAUGGUCAUCUUGUGGUGGAGUGGGACUACGAUGAUUCUUCUACUUACCGCUAUAGAUUUGGAGCUGAGGGAGCGAGAGAUGUCAGGGUGGUGGACGAAGUACGAGCCGUGGGAAGUGGUGGGGUCAAGGUCGGCUGUCGCGUGGUCAGGGGCAGAGACUGGCAGGCGCGGUACGGUGACCAGGACGGCGGGAGGGGCAGUGUGGGAGCCGUGUACAAGAUCACACCCAGGGAGACCUUCAACCUUCACGUUCGCUGGCCCAAUGGAACUAAGGCCAAUUACCGCUAUCACCCACCCGGCGCAAAGGAAAUUGAGCUGGAAGAACACGUGAUUGUGGGGACUGUCAUUGCCCUGGCCGCCCUGAGGGCCAUGGCAGAGGAUGACGACAGUCCGCCGUCUUCACCGGUACGGACUACACAGUCCAGCUGCUGCAGCAUCAUGUAGCGGAUCACGU